Molecule: messenger RNA, 3366 nt
Organism: Cydia splendana
Lineage: Eukaryota; Metazoa; Arthropoda; Insecta; Lepidoptera; Tortricidae
Exons: 10
Coding region: 44-3298 (1084 amino acids)
Source: RefSeq, a predicted model, not a curated record
UUGAUGCUGUUUUAAUACGAUUUUUAUGAUAAAUCAGUGAAAAAUGUUCGGAAAAUCAAAGAAAACAGUUUCCGUGGCAUAUAAAGAAAAGCUUUUAGCGGAAAUCGCUCACUAUGAGAAACGCAUAGACGAUGCGUUGAAUAAGCGAAAGCAGAAUUCCUUUGAAGAUGAAAGCUUUGGAGAAGAUGUGACCAACCCGUACAAGUUCAAGCUCCAACCGUCACAGUAUGAGCUGAAGCAGCGGGAAGCCAGCUUGAGCGACCGAGCCAGCAUGACACUGGAACUGGCCAUGUUGACCAUCAUGCAAUCCGAGGUCAAUAUUAUGGUCACACCGCCUGAAGUCAGGUCAAUAUUAUGGUCACACCGCCUGAAGUCAGGUAUGUUGAGAGAUCUGACCAACCCGUACAAGUUCAAGCUCCAACCGUCACAGUAUGAGCUGAGGCAGCGGGAAGCCAGCUUGAGCGACCAAGCCAGCGUGAUGCUGGAACUGGCCAUGUUGACCAUCAUGCAAUCCGAGGUCAAUAUUAUGGUCACACCGCCUGAAGUCAGGAAACCGGUGCAAGAGGAUGGUGUUUGGCACGAGGUCGCAGCCGAGUGCAAGAUUGAUCUUGUCUCCUUCACUAUCACCUUCUACGCUCACAAGCCGCACCGAAAAUUCGCGCCGAUCCGCUACAGGAACGUGGCAGUAACGCUGGUAAAGCCAGCUCAUCAAAAAGAGCUAGCACAGAGUAUUCUGCCAAAGCUGCAGCUACCCAACCUCGCUCUGCAGGUAUUACAGAGCUAUGCGACAGCGUUUCGUUCCCGUCGCACCACGCUGCUGGAGUUGGCCGAGAGAUACGCGGACAAACUCAAAAUGCAGGCCAUGCCGGAAGGCGGGUACCGCGUUCGAUUCCUGGACCUGCUCCAAGUGGAUUGGACCUUAGAGAACCUGUGGUCCCCCAUCGUCCCCUUCUGCCACCGCAUGAAGUUCGAAGUGGAGUACAUGCCCAAAGACUACAUCAGCGCCAUCGGCAAGCUCUACAAGCAAUUCAAGGACCCCACAUUAGAGACCUCUGAACGGACCUCCAUACUGUCCAAGAUCUGCGACAUAUGUUUACAAGCUGCCGGACCGGCCAGAGAGAUGCAGGACACUUUCGAGUCAGAUCCUGAAACCGCUGGCCGCCUCCACGAGCGUCGCACAACAAUCGAUCAAGAACCGGACGUGCCUAACGUGGAACAUUCGCCGAAAAAGCCUUCCGGCAAAGAGAAUAAGCCCCAAAAUCGCAAAACAGACAUGGCGCCUCCUAAAACCAUUCCUAAGAAAGCUAAGAAGAGUAAACCUAAACAGGAAAAUACAGAUGAGAGUAGGAGAAGCGUUAAAAGAGGUAUUGAGAGUGAUAAUAGAAAUGAUGCUAAAAAAUCAAGAAAUGAUGAUGGUAAUAAUAGCAAUAGUAAAGCUGGAUUAAAAGGUGGUAGUACUAUUCAAGGAAAAGCUGAAAUAGGACUUGUUAGUUCAAAAGUUCAAAAAAUAAAUGACACACAACUCAAUGCACAGAAAGACGGCUUGGAAAAUGGACAGAAAAAGAUUUCUGGUAAAACGACGACGAAAAUCGUGAAAGAAACUGUCAAAGAUAUAGUUGAUCCUGUAAGUGAUGCCGGGAAAAAGGGAGAUGGCAAGAUUAUUAAGUCUAAAUCUUCAAGUAACGCCGAAGUUCGUAGUAAAAAUACCAACAACAAAGAUGAUGGAUCUAAGAAUAGCAGUGAGGCUACUUCGAAAGUUACCAAGAAAAAUGUUAAUAAUAAUGACAGAAACGUUAAUAAAGAUACGAAUACAGAAGGUAACGCUGGUAGAUCUGAAAAAGAAACUGAAAACACAGCAAAGAUUCAAAAUGAUAAAGCUGUGAGCAAGAAUAUUGCUAAGCAAAAAGAGAAAGCUGUAAUAGAAAAGGAUAACGGAAAUCCGAAGAAACAUACAGAGAACACUACAAACGAUAAACCUACUGUUAAAAAUACUGUCAAGUCUAAAGAUAAGAAUAAGGAAAAGAAUACUGUAAGAUCUACAAAUUCAGAAACUACAACAGAUACUAAGAACGACAAUAAGAAAGUGGGCAGUAUCAAAAAGGAUGAUGCAAAUAUUGUAAGUUCAAAACGCGUAACGAAUCAAACUGAAAAUGCUGAAGAUGUGAACUUAAGAGUGAAAAAUACUGUUGGUAUUUCUAAAAGGGCUACAUAUACUAAGGACGAUAAUACAGAAGAAAAUAUAACUAAUAAGAAAAAGAUUAAUGAUACAGAAACUGUUAGUAGAGUAAGUUCUAAAUCAGCGGCAUCAGGAAAAGAUAAACCAGUACCAAGAAACUACAAAGAUAUCGAAGAAAAUGGAGUUUCUAAGAAGGUUACUAAAAACGCUGAUAAAGAUAUAAAUUUAGAGGGUGCCGUAGGUAAGACAGGAUCAGACAAAACUACAACUAGUGUCAUCAAAAAAUCUAAAGACAACAUGACAAAGCCAAAAGAUGUGAAAAGUGAUGCCAAUAACAAACUUGUUACGAAAGGAAAUAUUGACAAUACACAAGUAUCUGGCGAAGUAUCUGAUAACAGCAAAGUUGUUAAAGCAAAGCAAAAGGAAAGUGCUAAAAUUACUACUAAAGACAAUACAGAUAAAGAAAAGGCUCAAGUAGGCGAGAAAAGAAAAGUUAACCCUAAAAGUACUGAACAGAAAUCUGGUAAUGAUAAUAAAAUAUUAGCAAAAACAGUAAGAAAUGAUCAACAAUCAGAGAAAACUGAUGACGUUUUAGCGAAGAAAAGAAAAACUACAGAACAAGUAAUUAAAAACACGAUAAAUAACAAUGAACAGCCUAAGAAAACUACAGCCAAUGCAGAAAAAUCUAAAAACAAUCCUAAAGAAACCGUUAAUACAAGAAUUUUAAAAGAAAAAACAAAUAUCAAUGAAAAACUGCAAAAAGCUGUUGGAAAUAACAAAAUUACUCAAAACAAUACAAAUAAAACAAGUAACAUGCUUAAUGUGACUAUCACUAAAUCCAAAAUCAUACCUAUGUCAAAACUACCAGCAGAAAAACAGAUCAAAUUGGCAGAUAAGUUGAAAACUAAGAUUCCAAUGAUGAAAAACAAAAUGACGUUUUCUUCACUAAGUAACAAACUAGGAAUGAAUGCAGGGAAAAAUAGUAACGGAGUGGAAAGACCGAAGAUUCCACAGAAGAGUUUGCCGGUUUUCAAGAAAUUGGCUAAAAAUGUGCCCACUAGAUUUAGCCCAAGAAAACUGCCAACUUUUAAGCCUUCGUCCAAAGGGUUUUCCAACAAGUAAAGAAGAAUUCAGGGACAUUUUGAAGUCAUUAACUACGGCCAAAGGUGUAAAUAAACAAGUUAAUAUUA